AUGGUGCUGUUGAGCGCGUCACCCUGUGGUCUCGCGAGGCUUAUAACGGUCUGCGAGCAGUACGCUGCCGCACACGGUCUUAAAUACAACUCUGUAAAGAGCGAAAUGAUGGUGUUUGGAGUCAGAGGUAAAUGUCCAUCAACAGUCCCAGUAUUACAACUAAACAAUAACCCGCUUAAGUUGGUAGACAAUUUUAAAUACCUGGGACAUAUGAUUACCUCUGACCUCAAGGACGGUUCCGACGUCGAAAGGGAGCGCAGGGCACUGGCUGUAAGGGCGAACAUGAUUGCCCGCAGGUUUGCGUGUAGCUCACCGGCAGUAAAGAUUACGUUGUUCCGAGCUUUUUGUACAUCUUUUUACACCAGCAGUCUGUGGGUGAACUACACGCAAAAACAGUACAGUGCCCUGCGCGUACAGUAUAAUAAUGCGUUUAGGGUGCUGAUGGGGCUCCCUCGCUACUGCAGCGCGUCAACAAUGUUUGCGGAGGCGCGCGUGGAUAGUUUUGCUGCCAUUAUGCGCAAAAGAGCCACUUCAUUGUUAUGCAGAGUGAGGAACAGCACCAACAGCAUCCUAGCCAUGUAUGCAGAUAGGUUUGAUGGGGCCUACCUGAACCACUGUGGUGCACUCCACAUGUGCUUAAAUUAA
This is a messenger RNA of Cydia fagiglandana, 645 nucleotides long. RefSeq lists its product as uncharacterized. The record is from RefSeq and is a predicted model, not a curated record. The transcript has a single exon. Bases 1 to 645 code for a protein of 214 amino acids. NCBI's taxonomy places the organism in Eukaryota, Metazoa, Arthropoda, Insecta, Lepidoptera, Tortricidae.